AUGAUUGAGGAUUAUUUGACAUUGACAACUAAAUUGGUCCAUGGAUACAUUGAGGAAUACGCACCGGUACAUUUGACGAGCAAGCUAGUAGAAUCGAGUAGAUUCAACCAAUAUUUGGUGAGCAACGGAGAUGAAUUGAAGGUGACGGUAAAUAUAAGUGAGGUCGCAGAAAGAACCAACUUGGUGAAUUUUAUUACUAUUGGAACGGAAAAGGUGGAUACUGUGUUAAUUGACUGGAACUCAGACGCACUAAAGACUGAAUUGCCACUUGAAGAAAUAACACCCGAAUUAAGAAAGGAAUUUGACCGCAAGAUUGAUUUGAGCAUCAACAGUAAGAUCAGUAAGCUAUUCCACUAUAGCGGAAGUGGUAGUCACGAAGAAGACCAACCAAGGGAUUUGAGACACCCCCCACACCCACACCCACACCCACAUAAUGCGGUGGGUGCAGAGACUUCCUCGUCUGCAAGAAGAAAUAUUCCAGCAGAUAUGCCAGGUUUCGAAGACGAAUAUGAGAUUUUGGGAACGGAUAAGACGAGCGCAACUAGUAGACCGUUUCCUAACAUUGGCGACAGAGACUUAAACCCACCGGGAUUACCCAAGUAUCCUGAAAUGAAACCUUAUCUUGAUCCAACAGGGGGAGACGGUGAUGGUGGAAUGUACCCUCUGGGCGAACACCCGAUAUUUGGAGGUCAUAGGAACAGCGGAAACUCUUCGAGAUUGGGAGUUCCUCCUGGAGCUAGAUAUGAUGAUCCUAUGGGCGAGGAUAGUUUGGAUGCGCUAGGUAGUGGCUUGCCAGGCAAUAUGGGAGGUAGCCUUGGUAGAGGAAACUCUGGAUCAGGAUUUCCUGGCUUUGGUAACCCAGGAUCAGGAAAUUCAGGCUCUGGACCUUUUGGAUUCUGA
Messenger RNA from Debaryomyces tyrocola, 900 nucleotides. The record is from the annotation of a GenBank genome assembly. Lineage: Eukaryota; Fungi; Ascomycota; Pichiomycetes; Serinales; Debaryomycetaceae.